AGUUGAACCCGUAGCCUGGCAGGCAGAGGGACCAUGGCUGCUUCACCUGUGCAAGGUGAAUGGAAACAAUCUCGGACAUCCUCCAGAGAAGGGCACCCAUCAUCACCAGAGUCUUCUUUGACCUGGUGCUUGGCUCACCUCUCCAGACCUGGAUCAGGGGCUGAACAUAAUGGGCAUGGUAAGGUGGACUCAGGCGGUGGCAGAGAUUUGGACAAGAGGUCCAGAGCUUCUCAGUGGCGAGCCCUGGUUGCUAUCCGGACGCAGCACAUCAAAGGAGACAAGGCUGGCAUCACCAGAUUCAGAACUCAAGGUGGUCUCCAGCCCCUGUUGGACCUACUCAAGCACCCAGAUUGCUCAAGGAAAACCCUGGACCUGGCUCUGAGCAUCCUGGCAAACUGCUGCACUGAGCUGGAGACGCGUAUAGAGGUCCGUAAGCUUGAUGGAAUAAAUAUUGUAGUGGAGAUCCUGAAGAGAAAUGUGGCCCUGGAGACCGUCCAGAACCGAGCAGCCCGUGCACUGGGAAACUUGGCCAUGGAUCCAGAGAGCUCUGCACUCAUCCACUCUGCUGGUGGUGUUCCUCUUCUCCUCCUUUGUGUGUCUCUUUCUUCUGGCCCAUCCUCCCCCACUGGUGCUCCGCCCAAAGACACCUGCCCUAAACUAGAAUGCGCUCAGUCGGCUGCCCGGGCUCUCCUCUACCUCUCAGAUACGCCCUCUAACCGUCUGUCCCUGCUCACCCAAGGGACCUUAUCUGCUCUCGCCCCUCUCAUCGCUCCAGAAUAUCCCCUCGGCCUGAGGCGGGCGGCCCUCAGGACCCUCCACGAGCUCACCCGGGGCUGUGGUGUCGAAUGUGCCAGGGAGGUGUCCCGUUCUGGAGUCCUCGCUCAGCUCGGUGUCAUGGCAUCCGGGGAGUCUGGUAAACCUUUUGAGGAACUGGCGCUGAAAACUCUGGCCAACAUGUGCUCCCAAGGCUGCAUGCGCCCUCUUGUGGGGUCACUGGGGGUCAUUCAGAAGUUCACUGAGGAAGUCAAGAGGGACCCACUGAAAUCCGGAGUCUUCCUCAAGGCGCUGUGCUUGUGCUGCAAGGAGGCAGUCAAUCGUGCCAAGGUGAAGGAGAGUGGUGGACUGGAAGUGCUAAUAGGCUUUUUGGCUGCCCAUCAGAGUCAUCCCCUGUCCAGACUAGCCAUCUUGGCCUGUGUAGACUUUGUUUUUGAUGAAUCUGCUAUGGAGCAGUUGCAAGAGUUAGGGCUGGUCCCUCUGUUGGUUACUCGACUAGUUGAGCUCACCAGAGGGGAGGAACAAUCAGUUGAGAAGAUGGAUGUGAGCAUCUCCUCCAACAUGUCUCCCACUGAGCUCCUGCCCUCGUCAUGCUUUGAGUCCUUUGACUUUCCUCCUCCUGAAGGCUGCAAGAAGGAGGAAGCUGGAAGGGAGCAAGGUCUAUGUUCAUCCAGCUUUUUAAGUCUCAGGUCCUGGUUGGUGUCGGAGGGCUUGAUUUCUUCAGAGGGGGACCUGCUGGAUUCCUCUGGCGUUGAAGGGGAAUGGGGCAGUCUUCAGAUCCCACCGUCUUCAUCCCCUCAAACCUCCUCCCCAAACCCUGAUGUCCUUUCCUCUCUUAAAAACACUUCUCCGUUCAACCCGACUGCCUCUUCCUCUUCCAAAAAAGCAGCCCAGCCUUCCCCUGUCUCCUCUUCGUCCUCUUUAAAAAUCACUGAUCUGCCUCCCUCGAGUCCUCAACCUUCCAGUGCACUCACACCCCAAACCCAGGCCAGUCCCUCCACUAUCUCCUCUCCCACUAAAACAACCCAAACACCAGUUUCUCCGUCAAAGUUCUCAUCCCCUCACAGAAGGAGGCAGCGUGCUCAUUCAGCAGCUUGUUUGACUAAAGUCACUCUUGACACCCCUCCAUCUGUGCCCCGCACGAUGGCUUACCACCACCCCUACCACCCUGAACCCUGGACGCCUGAGUCGCCCAUCCUGCUGCUGCUGUCGCGCUUCUCCCACGCCACCGACCCAAGUGCUGCUCUGGUCAGCUCGGGCGUCAUGUCUGGCUUGCUCUACUACCUCACCCAGCAUCAGGACCCCAGCAGCAGGUGCCUCCGUAUGCUUUGCCGACUGAGCUGCAACCCAAACUGUUUGCAAGCGCUGGUCCGAACCGGCUCGGUCGCGCUGAUUCGUCACCAUCUCUGCCAGAGAGGCGGAGGAUUCAAGGGGGAGGAGAGGCAGACGGAGCGAGUGAAAGCCAAAGUUAAACAGCUUGGUCUCGCUCUCCUUAAUAAUCUGCGCGUCCAGUGUGAGUCUGGAUUUGGCUCGGGGGUUCUUGCCCAUGUGAUGCUGUCAGGCUCCGAGUCUGACAAGAUGAACUGUGCGCUGUCUCUGCCAUUAAUCAGCAGCAACAAGUCCCUGUUGAAGAAACUUCUUGUGGACAGCGGGGGACUGCUCUUGGCUCUGCAGCCGCUUGGUUGUGAUGACGACGACGUGGAUGAAGACCAACCGGCUGAAUGUGGAAGGCUGCUUUCUGAUUGGUUUACUUCACCACAUUCAGGCCUGAGUCCUCAGCUCCACUCACUUUACAUCUCCCUCCUGAUUGCUUGUCUGUCCACUCUGAUGGCUGGCAUCAAAAUUGACCUUGACAAAAAACAUCUCAACUCAGUGACGACACAGUCGGACACUAAAACUGGCAGAGUUUCACCCCCUCCCUCGAAAAAGCCUCGCCUGGCUGACAUCUGUCCUUAUGGACUCUCAAAUUUUGACCUCAUCUUGCUGCUGGACGACGGGACUCAGGUCCCAGCCAAUAGGGAGGCUGUGGCUACGGUCAGCUCUGAAUACUUUUGGGCCCUGUUGAAAGGCGGAUUUGGAGAAGCUCAGGGUAAUGCAGAAGAAGCCAUCCGCAUUAAAGAUGUCAGCACAGGUAUGCUGCUGCCAGUACUGCAUUACCUGCAUGGGUGUCGCCUCACCAAGGACACAGAAUCAACAAGGGAAAGUGACGAAGGAGAGACGAGAGGACAGUGCAAGAUGUUGGACACAUUGGUCCUUAAGGGCCUUGAAAAACAUCCAACAGAAGAACUAGCCUUCCAGAAAACAGCUUUAGGAGAGAUGAUGAUUGGUGCAUGCAGAUUUUUGGUGACUGAGCUGCAGAGAGAGUUGGAGGAUCUUUGUGUGUCUCUUCUCCUGUCUUGCUCCACCAAAGCCACAUCAGCUCCCACAGAGGACAACGCUGAAACUGCUGCAUCGAACACAAACCGGGAAAGCCUCGAGUCUGCUGAGGAGAACCUGGCUAAUCGAACGUCUGAGUUAGAAUUGACUGGUUGUGAGGUGCCAACAGAAAAUGUAUCAGGACAGACGAAGAAGGCAAACAGCUCCCUACAGCAGACUGACAGUAAUAAGAUCUCCGUUACUGGAACAGUUAAAAAGGCGACCAGAGGACUCAAUACGACUUCCGACCAUAAGACAAUUAAAAGUGUCACUCCGGUGUCCAAAUCAAGUUGUGCAUCAGUAGUGGACAAAUCACUUGAACCAGAAAAGUUGAGAUUGAGACCAAAGAACUUGAAAAGUUCAGUACAGCUUCUGAAAUCAGCAGCUCAGGACUCCCUUUCUUCCCCAGCAGUCCGCGCUGAAGGUCGGGCCCUGGCUGCUCUCCUCCCCCAGGUAUACUGGUUUUCCCAGCGGUACAACUACCCAGCACUGGGUCGGGCCUGUCUGUCUUUGCUGCUGGGCUGCCAGGACUGUCCUCGACCGCUCUCGUCCUCCUCCCUUGCUGAGGGUUGCUUUCGCAGACUUGCUAGAGAAGCUGAUUGUACGGAGACUCUUAAACAGGAUCUACUAAGUCUGGCCACAGUAGCUCUGAGCUAAGCUAGGAGGGAAGUAUUGAUUGAUGGGUGACCGAGGACAGAGAAUAAGUGAGAGUCAGAUUUGGGGCUUGUUAAAAGCUUCUAGAGAAGUUGUCAUUACAUUAUAUCAAAUGUCUGGAAAGUGCAAGUGCAGGUUACAACAACCGCAUGACACCUGAAAAAAACAUGCUGUAUGAAUUUCUUCACAAUCAGAACGGACUGUUGAUUUAUUUUCAUAAACUGGAAGCAUAAAUUUCUAUUUAGUUUUGAUGUAAUCUGAUAUAACUGCUCAUCCCAGCAUGUCAUAAUUGUAUUAUAAUUUACUGCUGCUGGAUUAACCUCUAAUGACAUUUGUAUUGUGAUUUCUUUUUUUUUCUUUUUUUCUUUUGGGAAACAGUCAGAACAAAUGUCUGCAAUGAAUUUGAUAAGUGUCAUUUAGCUGGAAGUACUGGAAUUAUCAGGGUCGGUCUAGAAGCCAGUUGUUUAUUUUGUACAUAGAGAUAAUAUGAGUUAGCAGAUAUACAGUGUAUAGAUUCCAGCUGUCCCAUAUUAAUUUAAGCUACUGAAUAUAUUGUUGGAACAUGACUUUGCUUUUGGUUUCUUGUUUUGGAGUGUGGAUACCAAAAAAUGGCCACAGUGAUCAGUAAACUGUUCUACAG
Molecule: messenger RNA, 4483 nt
Organism: Larimichthys crocea (large yellow croaker)
Lineage: Eukaryota; Metazoa; Chordata; Actinopteri; Sciaenidae
Gene: armc5
Product: armadillo repeat containing 5
Exons: 7
Coding region: 34-3846 (1270 amino acids)
Biological process (GO): anatomical structure morphogenesis
Cellular component (GO): cytosol
Molecular function (GO): protein binding
Source: RefSeq, a predicted model, not a curated record